UAUCAAUCUAACUCAAUUAUGUCAUGCUUGUAUGUUUACUUAUUUUAUUAAUAAAUUUUCAAACCCUUCUUUCCUUCUUUAAUUACACCACUUUCUCUCUCACUUUCCCAGCUAUAUACCUAAUAAUAAUACUUCUCUUCCUUCUCAAAAUUUCAUCAGAUCCAUUAUUAUUAUUAACUCAAUUUUAUUCUCUUCUUAAUUAAUUUUGUACUAAAUACAAUUAGUAAGAAAUUAAUUAAUAAAAUGUCUGGGUUAGAAUCAGGUGGUGGAGUGGGUUCACGUUACAAUAUCCACCAACUACUUGGACCGGCAGAUCUUCAACUCAACGAUUCAAAUCUCAAUAACUCGCCAACUCACCACUCCGACGCACCAACCACAAGUUCGGGUGGUGGAGGCGGCGGAGUAGGAGGAGGAAGCGGUUCUUCCGGAAGGAGGCCACGUGGCCGUCCUUCUGGAUCCAAAAACAAGCCCAAACCACCUAUUUUCAUAACAAGAGAUAGUCCAAACGCGCUCAGAUCUCACGUUUUGGAAAUCUCGGCCGGCUCCGACGUAGUCGAAGCCGUGUCAAGUUACGCCCGUCGCCGCGGUAGAGGAGUCUGUAUCCUCAGCGGGACGGGCGCAGUGACUAACGUCACGUUACGUCAGCCUUCGGCUUCGGGAGGCGUGAUCACUCUCCACGGAAGGUUUGAGAUUCUUUCCCUGACCGGAACUUCUCUUCCGCCGCCGGCUCCGCCGGGUGCCGGCGGCCUGACUAUUUAUUUGAGCGGCGGACAGGGACAGGUUGUUGGAGGAAACGUGGCGGGGCCGUUGUCGGCUUCUGGACCGGUGGUUUUGAUGGCGGCUUCUUUCGCUAAUGCGGUGUUUGAUAGAUUGCCUCUGACAGAAGAAGUGGAAGAAUCUACUACUGUUCCGACUACUUCGCAAUCUUCGGGGGUGACAGGUGGCGGCAUCGCUGCCGCGGUAGGUGGCGGUGGUAGUGGUGGUGGUGCUGUUCCCUUCUAUAAUUUACAACAAGGGAAUUUUAAUAAUAAUAAUAAUAAUAACAAUAAUAAUAAUAAUGCCCUAAUUGGUGGUGAUCAACAAGGGUUUGGUUGGGGUGGUAAUAUUAAUAAUGCCACUACUCCAUCAAGGUCACAAUUUUAGUAUAUGUUGUAUGUAUAUAUAUUAUGUAUAUAUUUAUAUAGUAUUGUAUUACUAUAUAUGUAUAUAUAUUAUUAUAUAUAUAUAUAUGUACUUAUUUAUUUUUAUAUAUUUUGAGUUUGGAGGAUAUGAUGAGAGAAGGAUAUAUAAAUGGAAGUUAGGUCAUCAAUAUCAUCAUCAAGAUCAAGAAUUAAUCAUCAUCAGUAAGUAAAUUAAUUAACAGUUUUUAUGUACAAAAAAACUUUAAUUUAUUUAUGAGAUUUAUAUAUAUAUUAUCAAAUAUUUAUUA
Cannabis sativa is the source of this 1429-nucleotide messenger RNA. RefSeq names its product AT-hook motif nuclear-localized protein 25-like. The transcript has a single exon. Gene Ontology annotation, biological process: vegetative to reproductive phase transition of meristem. The coding region runs from base 244 to 1143 and encodes 299 amino acids. NCBI's taxonomy places the organism in Eukaryota, Viridiplantae, Streptophyta, Magnoliopsida, Rosales, Cannabaceae. The record is from RefSeq and is a predicted model, not a curated record. Gene Ontology annotation, cellular component: nucleus. Gene Ontology annotation, molecular function: DNA-binding transcription factor activity; minor groove of adenine-thymine-rich DNA binding.